AAUAAAAUAACAGGAAGGAUUAUAAACCUGCGGAGGUGUAUUGUGAUAAAUUAAUUCUUGUUGUGAUCUUCAUUUGUGAAUCUUAUGUGACUGAAUUACCUUAUUUAAUUAGCUUAAUAUUUAUUUGAAAUUGUAUUUUUUUAAAUUACUGGUGUAGUCGUAGUACUGUGCUUUAUAAUGUGUCUUCAAAAUCCAUCGAAAGUUGUGUCCAUCUACGAUAGUCUGAGAUCAUAAAGCUGUUCAAUGAUCAUUAUUUCUUAAAAAGUGCCAGAAGCUAUAAAAUUACAAGAUGAAUUCUCCUCAAAAAACCUCCUCGAAUUCAUUCAACGAUACUGAAGGUACGCCUUGUGAUAUUAAGAGUAAUCUAUUGAUAGCCAGAUUACUGGGACAGCAUACGAAGGAAGAACGAUCUUCCGAAAUGAAAGAACAAGAAGAAAAAACCAUGUCGAUGGAGUUCUCGUUGCCGACAGCAGCGGAUAUUGAUAAAAAACCAAAUUUAGAGUUUAGUAUGUGGCAUAGCGUUGGACCUAUUAAAGCCAACGAUACGAAGCUGAUCGAUUCGGUGGAAGAGUCGGUGCAUCGUACGCAUAGCGAACAAUACCUGGCGGCCAGAGUACAAAUGGUGUACGACUUGCUGUCUACUUUAAAUCCGAACGAUAAAGAAGAAAUGUCCAAAACAUUCCUGGCAAUGAGCAGUUCUCCGGAGAAAUGCAUUCUUCUCAGGCAAUCUGGCUGUCUGCCGAUACUUCUACAAUUAAUACACGGCGAAGAAUCGACAAAAACCGUACGCAAACAAGCCCUAAAAUCGUUACAAUGCAUCGUACAGCAUAAUUCGGACGAUAAACAAGGACGUCGCGAAAACCGAGUCUUCAAGUAUAUCGAAGAAAUCUUGGAUUACUGUGAAAAACACAAUGAUAUUGCGGAUGAGAACUCGAUUCCGACUCCGGCUGUGUCGUCUUUGAUGAAACUUUCAUUCGAUGAAGAAUACAGACACGCUAUGUGUCAAUUAGGGGCUCUACGUACUUUAGCUAAACUCGUACAGACUGAUCACGAAUCCAGACUCGGGGAUGUGAAUAAUCUCAGCCAAGAUAGUAUCACUUUAAGAAGAUACGCUGGGAUGGCUCUGACCAAUCUCACCUUCGGCGAUAUUACUAAUAAAGCUUUACUAUGCUCCCUGAAACCAUUCAUGGUAGCUUUGGUUGCUCAACUUAAUUCUCCUAAUGAAGAUUUGUGUCAGGUCACCGCCGGUGUAUUGAGAAAUCUGUCUUGGAGAGCUGAUCCUAAAAUUAAGGAUAUUUUAAGAGAAGUGGGUACGGUUACAUCGCUCAUGAAAACCGCUCUUCGUAUGACGAAGGAAUCUACUUUGAAAGCUGUGUUGUCCGCGCUGUGGAAUUUGUCCGCUCAUAAUCAUUUGAAUAAGAUGGAUAUUUGCAAAGUUGACGGUGCUAUCGAAUAUUUAGUCAAAAUGUUGAAUUAUCAAGCCCCCUCGGGCACGUUAGUGAUUGUUGAAAGCGUCGGAGGUAUUCUUCGUAAUAUUUCCAGUAUCAUCGCUCUUCGAGAUGACUAUAGGGUGAUAUUGCGUAAUUACAACUGCUUGCGCGUGCUGUUGCAUCAGCUGAAAUCUCCGAGCUUGACUAUCGUUAGCAACGCUUGCGGCACAUUAUGGAAUUUGACAGCUCGUUGCGCCGAAGAUCAAAUCACACUAUGCGAAUUGGGCGCCGUUCCUAUGCUUCGAUCUCUGAUACACUCCAAGCAUAAAAUGAUCUCGGUAGCGAGCACAGCAGCUCUGAAAAACUUACUCGCGUGUCGAGCCGACGCGAACAUAAUGAACGAUUCGAAUCGCGGAAACGCCACGUUAAUGAUGCGAAAACGACGCGCUCUCGAGCAAGAGAUCGACGCCAAGUUAAACGAGCAAUCGGAAAAUUUGGGUCAGUUGGAGGUGUCCGAGAUGAGUUACGAUUCGAUGACUCCGCCGCCGAUGACGACAACAACAUCUUCGUUUGUCGCCUCCGGCGAACGUUCUGCUAAUUAUAAUAGUAAAAGUGGAACGGUGACGCCGACGACGAUGAAAAACAACAUCACAGGCGAAUCAUCGGAACCGAUGAUAAAAAGCGGUAACUCGGUACGCUUCAAUUUAUCUUUAUCGUUCGAUGAAAGUGACAAAAUCAAGGAGAACGGUAGUCUUACGCGAGUUAGUAAAAGUCCGGUAGGCGCGAAUAAAGGUAUAUUAGUCAAAUCGGAAGAAAAUCGCGGUAAGAAGGAGAGCUUCAGUUAUUCCGACGACGACGACAACAACGGGCACGCGUCGAAAACCAACGGAUUCCGUAAAGUCGAAGAGCCUUACAAUGUAGACGACUCUUUCGGAGAUUACGCCGAAACGGAUUUGGAUCAGCCGACCGAUUACAGUUUAAGAUUCCGCGAGCAAGGCAACGAUCUGCGUAAAAACGAGAUGCUGGUUACAGGUAGCGUUGCCCAUAAUGAAUCGAAAACUUACGAAGAUGAUAAGAAAAUGGUGGCUGAGAAUGCACUCGAAACGCCUCUAAUGUUUUCUAGAAGUAGUUCUUUAGAUUCGGUUAGUAGUUGCGGGGGCGAGCACGCCGAUGAUCGUAGUUCGGUGGUGAGUGAAGUUAGUCGCGUUGUUAGUGGUGUCGUUAGUCCGAGCGAAUUACCCGAUUCGCCCACCCAAACGGUACCCUCCAGUCCGUACCCGGUGGCUAAAAAUAAUCAGUUUUUCAGCCCCGAAGACGAAUGCAAACCUAAGGUAAAGUCAGCUCUACCUUACAGCGUGUUCGAAGACUCGGUAACCGUAUUCAAGGAUGAAAAUACACCGAUACAGUUCUCGGUAGCGACCAGUUUGAGUUCGUUGACCUUCGACGACGAACCUCAACUGGUCAACGAAUUAGCUCCAGUCAACGAAGAAGCCACCGAAUCUAAACCGAACGCGUGUUUCGUCAAAAGCACCUCUUCCAGUUCGAACACCAGUACCGGUAAUACCAACACACUUCUUAAUAAAGACAGCGGACCGGCCACCUUUGACGUCAAAGAAGAUACUCUAGAUGUCGAAUUAACCGUCGAAGAGCAACAGGCAAUGCUGAAAGCUUGUAUCGAUAGCGGUAAACCAUCGUCUCAGACAUCUAUUCCUCAAACAACGAAAAGCUUCGUGAUCUCAACCGAAGACGAACACGACACCGCUCGUUCCAUCAUUCCACUUCUGCCAGACUCGACCAUUAACUUUUGCACCGAAGAUACACCUAUUUCCAUUAGUCACGCAGCUUCCAAUUCGGAUCUAUCUUUGUUGUGCCCUUCCGAAGACAGCUUCCUGCAAAACAGCAUUUUACCUCUAUCGUCGUGUAAUGAUCAAGACGACGUCGAAUUGUCUUCCGAAGAUCAAGAAAAAUUAUUGAAUUUCUGUAUCGCCAAAGGUCUCCAGUCGCUUAGUCACGACUCCAACGACACGUUCCACGAAAGGAAAAGUUCCCAGAGUUCUACGUUAUCUGAAAUCACCGAAGAUCUACUCGCCGAAGAUCAAACGCUUAUCAAAGACUGUACACCGGAGAGUGCCAAUUUAGUCGCCAUCUCAACCACCGAGAGCGAAUUUUCCUUCGCUAAUGAGAUGGUUAAUAAAGAGUUAUCCGAGGAGGAAGAGAAAAAUUUGCUGAACCAAUGCAUUGCCCUGGGAAUGCGAAGUAUGAAAGAAUCGAGCGAUUUAGAAAACAUCGGACCACCAUCGUUCCUCGAUCAAGCAAACCUAGACAGUAGUUUGACCAACGUUGAAGAAAUCAUCGAUUACCCACCUACCAAGAAUCAAAAAGUUACUAAGACGACGCCAAAACAAAAACGCCAUGAAAUUAAAAAUAGAUAUAACACUUAUACGGUCAAACUAUCGCCAACCAAGUCGCCACCGAGAACAAUAACCGAAAAUGGCAAGAAAAAUGCUGCAAUUAAAGAACGUAGAUCAUCGGAAAAGGAUAGAUUCAAAACUAGAACACUAACCAAGGGUGAUUUCGAAGAAAUCUCUAGAAAUCACGAUUCCAAACCACCUAAAUCACCUCAGAGCGAAGAUGCCUGUAAUACGAGUUCAGACGCUGAAUGUAACGUUGAACAUGGCAAAGCUAAAAUAGCCAAACCGGUCACAAGGGUUAAAAGUGGAAUUCCAAUUGUCAAAAGUAAAUUGCCCACGUCAAAAAGUACGAGCAAUAUAAAAUCAGCUGGAUCUACUUCGCCAGAAUUUCCGGGUAAUUUACAACGCCAAAACACAUUUACCAAAGAUGAGCCGUCGGGUAUACCAGUGAGGAAAAACUCAUUCAAAAACAGCUCCAAAGCAAACGUCCCUGCAGAUAGUUCGCAAUUCAAGAGUGGAAUUCCGUCCAGAAUCAAAGAGCCAUCGCCAAAAGGCAGCAGAAUAAACGGAUCGAGUGAUAGAUCACCGGAAAUGUCGAAAAAUCGUUGGUCCGUUAGUGAAAAUAAUUUAAAUUUGUCGUCCAACGUGAAAGCGAUCAGUAGCACGAGUUUGAACUCUUCUAGUAAUUAUUCAGCUACCAAAGUCAGCCCAUCAGCGUCGCAUUCCGCUUUACCCGUGAGGAGAGAAUCUGCUGGCAGAAGCACUUUUGGUUAUAAGAAAUAAUAUUCCUCGGAAUGGUGCUAUCGAUCUAGAAUUCGCGUCUUCAUAAUACAUACGAGAGUGCACAUAUCAUUGUUAAUGAGAUACUAAGAUUUACGUUGAAAAUUGUUGUACUACUUUCAUCUUCAUUUUUUUUUCACCUCUUUCUGUGUAAAUGGUUCCUUUAUAAUAAGAAUAUACUUGCUUUAAAUUUAACAUAGCUUUUUUUGGAAAAUAUGUACUUGGAAUUCCGAAAUUCAUUUUAUUUACAUUUGCAUGCAUUUAAUUAUCCACUUUUGCCCCUUUUGUUACAAUUUUUCUUCCGGAUUUAUACGUUAAUGUUAGGAUUUUAUGCUUCCUGCCAUUUUUUUUCUCUUUACGCAGUAUUUUUUUUAGAUGCUUGUACUUUUAAAAAUUAUUAUUUUAUUUUGAAUUCUGUAGAAGCAAGUUACCCUUUUUUUUCUUUUCUUCUUUUUCUUUUUUUUUAUCAUCAUUGUUUUAAUAUGUUUUUUUGAAAUACGAAAUAAAUUGUACGCAUUGUGUUAUUUAAUUAU
Messenger RNA from Planococcus citri (citrus mealybug), 5154 nucleotides. Its product is annotated as adenomatous polyposis coli protein-like. NCBI's taxonomy places the organism in Eukaryota, Metazoa, Arthropoda, Insecta, Hemiptera, Pseudococcidae. The record is from RefSeq and is a predicted model, not a curated record. Gene Ontology annotation, cellular component: catenin complex; cytoplasmic microtubule; beta-catenin destruction complex. Gene Ontology annotation, molecular function: beta-catenin binding; gamma-catenin binding; microtubule binding. Gene Ontology annotation, biological process: nervous system development; regulation of cell differentiation; cell fate specification. The coding region runs from base 290 to 4624 and encodes 1444 amino acids. The transcript is spliced from 12 exons.